AUGUCCAUGUUGCCGUGUCGUGUGUUGUGUCUGUUGGCCAUUGUGUUCUGCUGUGUGGGUGUGGCUCAUGCUAAUGCACAAACUUCCUCAAAAAUUGUUACGUUGGCGGAAGAAACUUCUAAGCUGAAAGAGGAGUGCGAGGAGGCCGGCACAGCUGCUAAAAAUGCCGCACGAGAGGCUUCAUCAUUUGUUUCUGUAAUUGAGCAGCAUCUCAAGACUGUCCCUGCAAACCCAAAAGAAGCUGAGGCAAAGAAGCAGAAAGGUAUUGAACUGAUCCAAAAAGCAAGGGCGGCCGCCGAUAAUGCAAAACAACUGGCUGAGAAAACUUAUGCAAAGUCAAAUCAGAGCCUUGUUGAAGCCGAGACAGCUCGUCGAUCAGAAGAGUCUAACAACUCAUUACUGGAAGAGAUUGCGACGGCAAUCAAGGCGGCAGAAGCAGCAAAGAACGCGUCCAGUAAUGCUCACGCCGCUGCGACGGAGGCGUCAACUACUGCUCAACGUCUGCAGGACGCCGUUGACAAACUCGAGGUUCCAGUUUCUGCUGCCAAAGAGAAGGAGAAGGAAGAACAAAUGAAACAGGAGAAUGAGAAACAGGUGGAGUCUCAGGCACAGGAACAGACAAAUGAAACAUCUCUUGUUGAGCAGCAAAGCCAUACAGAAGGAAAUCAGGCGGAGCAAACAGAAGAACAAAAACAGCGCUCUCGUUCUACUGUUACUAUUAAUAUUCACGGAGAUAAUCUUGAUUCCUUGCUCAAUGGUGCGGCGAAUAAGAGUGGUAUGGCAUUAAAUGACGGCAGCAGCAGCCCUGCGUUACUGCGUGUUCCACUCCUGCUGCUGCUGCUCUCUGUGCUGGGCUGCAUGGCC
This is a messenger RNA of Trypanosoma theileri, 864 nucleotides long. RefSeq lists its product as uncharacterized. NCBI's taxonomy places the organism in Eukaryota, Euglenozoa, Kinetoplastea, Trypanosomatida, Trypanosomatidae. The record is from RefSeq and is a predicted model, not a curated record. The transcript has a single exon. The annotation marks the transcript as partial.